UAAGAGCUUACGUACAUGUGUCAUAUUUCUACAUAAUAAUCCCUGAAUAUGUUUUUCGUGUACUUUUACCUGGUUUUAUCUAUUCGAUCGAUAAUUUAAAAGGGUCAAAUUUACAUUUAACAUAUUAAAAAUUGAAAUGAGAUAGGUAGACGGACGCAUCACAUGAUAAUAAAAUGGCAGCUGUUGACAGGAAUACAUGUAGUUAAAUAUGUCAACAUAAAAUAUGUCAACAUGGGCUGCUGUUUCUCCUCCGAGAAUGGUUUGGAACCAUCCUCUACGUCAAGUUUAUUGAGUGGUCCACAACGUAAAUAUGUUGACAAUACAGGGCCUCCUUCGUCAGCUAGACAAUAUCGGCCUCCUGAUAGAAAAGACACAAUUCCGGGAGAUGAUGAUGGCUUGGUCGUAUCUAAAAUGAAACCAAUCGUCAUCCAAUCAAUGAACAAGGCGUUCCAAGACCAUGAGAAGUUAUAUGACGAUAUAUCAAAGAGUUACCAGGACAUGUUGAAUGAUCUGCAUUCUUUUAAAUCAGCAUUUGAUGAAGAAUCUUCAGGAAUUCUAGAAAUGGCAGAAUGUGUUCGAAUAUUAGUCCAUAGAUAUGGUCAAACAUCACUAGAAGUACGGAGAAGAAAGUACUGUGUACAGAUUAUAUUUUCUGAAGAGACAUUAAUGAAAAAUUCACUGAAAGACCCACAAGAAAUCAUAUCCUCUCUCAAGCAUUUCAACUCAAUGAACAAACAUUUAGAAAUAGUCCUAAAGGAUGCUCAUAGUAUCCAGAACUCUAUCAGAAUUUUAUUAAAAGACAAAGAAUCUAUGAAACUACAAAUAAUUAAGGAAGAUUUACCAGUAGAUCAAGGACCUGGUGUUGUGUAUAAUGUUAUAGAAAACAUGAGAACAUUAGAAAACAUGCACAAGAAUAUUGAUGUUAUAAAAAAGAAAUCAGAGGCACAAUUAAAAGACGUUAUUGAAUCCUCAAAAGGUUUUUUUGAAAAUGCUAAAUGAUACAAUUUUCAAAAUUUUAAUGAUAUGAAAAUCUAUAAACUGUGAUAUCAAAUAGUGUAAAUUCAGAUAUUAUAUUUAUAGCAUUGUUUUUUUUAUUGUUGCAAAAAAUGCAACAGGGCUAUAAUUGCAGUUAUUUAUAAUUCGCAUUUGAAAAUUUUUAUAUGAAUCAACCAGGAUUUUUUAAAAUAUCGCAAAAUGACCAAAUUGCAAUAAUAAAUGCACGCAAUAUUUCUCACUUUAAAGUAGUGUUUUUAUAUUUCAAUUUACGAACUUUAAAGUAAG
Molecule: messenger RNA, 1281 nt
Organism: Mytilus trossulus (common blue mussel)
Lineage: Eukaryota; Metazoa; Mollusca; Bivalvia; Mytilida; Mytilidae
Exons: 5
Coding region: 163-999 (278 amino acids)
Source: RefSeq, a predicted model, not a curated record